AGGCAGUUAACGUAUGGGGGCGUUGCCAAGACGUACGUCAUGGACAAGGGAAGGCGAGAUGACGUCACACCAGGCGACGCCAGGCGAAUGGAGUCACAGGUCCCGUCGUCGCCCCCCCCUGCCCGGGUCCUGCUCCUGGAGCCCUUCUAUGGGGGUUCCCACAAGCAGCUGCUAGACCUGCUGAGCGCCCAGCUGGACUCCUGCGUGGCCUUCACCACGCCCGCUAAGAAGUGGCACUGGAGGGCCCGAACCUCGGCGCUCUACUUCAGCCAAAACGUCACGCCCAACCUGGCGUACAGGGUUCUGUUCUGCAGUUCGGUUCUCAACCUAUGCGAGCUGGUGGCCCUUCGACCGGAUCUGGCCCGGCUGAAAAAGGUUCUGUACUUUCACGAGAACCAGUUGGUGUACCCGGUGCGCGAGGAGCGGGAUCGUGACUUCCAGUACGGCUACAACCAGAUUCUGUCAUGCCUGGUGGCCGAUGUGGUGGUCUUCAACUCGGCCUUCAAUAUGGACUCCUUCCUGUCCGCCGUCACAUCCUUCCUGAACAAGAUCCCGGACCGGCGGCCCCCCAAAGACCUGGUGCACGCCAUACGGCCCAAGUGUCGGGUUGUUCAUUUUCCGCUGCACUUGGCCGACGUCGGCAGAUGCAAAGUCCCGGCGCAUGCCGCCGCCGAUGUCAUCACACCGACGGCCGGCGCCGCUGCGGACCGCCGCCCCGACUCCCCCGGGACGCCGUUGCACAUCGUUUGGCCUCACCGCUGGGAGCACGACAAGGAUCCUGAGCUAUUCUUCAGCACCAUGUUGAAGUUGAAAGAAGAAGGACUCGACUUCCUGCUCUCUGUACUCGGGGAAACAUUCGCCGAUGCGCCAGAGGUGUUUGCGCGCUGCCGGCCUCUGCUGGACUCGCACGUCGUGCACUGGGGCUUCCAGGAGUCUCGGGAGUGUUACGUGAGCAUUCUACGCCAGGCCGACGUGGUCGUGUCCACCGCGCGACACGAGUUCUUCGGAGUGGCCGUGUUGGAGGCGGUGCACUGCGGCUGUUACCCUCUGUGUCCCAAGGCUUUAGUCUAUCCCGAGAUCUUCCCAGCCGAGUACCUGUACGCCACUCCCCGGCAGCUCCUCAAGAGGUUGCGCCACUUCUGCGCCCGGCCGAGACACGUACGCACUCACGCGCUCAAGGUAGCACACAAAGACGAGAAGGUGGACACGAGCCGGUUCUCGUGGGACGUCCUCAAGGACUCUUUCCAAAGUCUCCUGAGCACAUGAGCGCGCCUGCUUUUCUUUUUGGUUUUUUUCUCCCGAUGAUCAACAGACAUGAUCAGCUGGCGGGUGAAUAGAAAACAAACAAAACCCCCGAGGGAGACACCGAGCCUUUUUUUAAUAAAGUACUUUUAAUGUAGCUCUUGGAAAAGAAAGCCCUUUUGUUUUUAGCGCGUUUGUGUUGCGUUACAGGAGGGUGGUCACUUGUAAGGUGAUGACAGCAAAGUUUUUCUUUUGGAGGAUUUGUCGCUCUCAUCGAAAAAUUCCACUUGGCGCCUCAAAGCAGAUUAAAGCAGAAUUACGACCUCA
Syngnathus acus (greater pipefish) is the source of this 1569-nucleotide messenger RNA. It is a transcript of the gene qtman, whose product is annotated as glycosyltransferase-like domain containing 1. NCBI's taxonomy places the organism in Eukaryota, Metazoa, Chordata, Actinopteri, Syngnathiformes, Syngnathidae. The transcript has 10 exons. The coding region runs from base 40 to 1266 and encodes 408 amino acids. The record is from RefSeq and is a predicted model, not a curated record. Gene Ontology annotation, molecular function: glycosyltransferase activity.